GAGGGGAAGGGAGAAUGUGUCAAGGCGAAAAAUUGAAAGGUUUUCGUAUUUUUCAAAGAUUGACUAAUUAACACUUACAUGUAAGCACAUCGAAAGAAAAUUACAUAAGGUAAUGACAAUCAGUUAACUCAACAUAAAAAAUUACACUACGAUCUUACAAAUUCUCGCAUAACAAAACGUGCACUGUCACGACCCCUCAAAGAAGGGAAGCAACACACAUGGUCAAAACAACAUGGCAGACGAAACGACUGAAUUUCAUCUAAGUUGUGUUUACUGUGAAGCAAAAGAUUUUAACACUGGUAGAUGCCGAAUUGCACCAAGGAUAAUUGAAACAAUUGGCGGAAAGAUCAAUUCGCCGGUUCGACUGACAGUUGACUCUGGAUUUGUAUUUUGUUCCUUGUGGCCAAGAACUAAUGGAAACGACAAUGUUAUUCAAUAUGAUUCGCUUGUCACCCUUCCGAACAACGCGAAUACGUGCAAGAUGAACAAUACUUGUUACAAGAAGAACAUAUCAGAAAAGAAUAUUGUUAUCGUUGAGCCUGUGGAUGCAAAAACCGUUGUUGUGUCUCUAUUUUUUCGCAAAGGAGCUGAAGAUUUUGAUCACAACUUGACUGAAGUUGCACGAGAAAUGAAGAGAGAAAGAGUUUCUGGCUAUUUAUUAAGAGGCUGUAUCAUUAUGCAGGGAUGUGUUAUUCAGCCGAAGGAGCUUAGAAACAAUCACAGUUCAUCUAAAAGAAUCGCAAAGAUUUUGAUACUCUCCACAGAACCCUCGACCCAGUACCUAGAGGAUAACCCAGUGAAGGUCACUGAUAAAACAAAAAUUAUUGUUCAGUCAGUCAGCAGGGAAUGUGAGCUUGAAAACAAGAACAAUGAGGUCCUAGCAGGUCUUGAUGAUACAGUGAGGGAACUUCAAGAAGUGUUAAGCUAUCCUUUUCAGUAUCCAAAGUGCUUUGGUCAUUUAGGACUUGAGUGCCCCAAGGGAAUUUUACUGCAAGGAGCUCCAGGGGUUGGGAAGACUCUCCUUGUUAAGAGUGUAACUUCACAGUGCAGAGCACAGUUAAUAACACUGAAUGGCACAGAUGUGUUUGGGCCACAUCCAGGAGAGAGUGAAGAAAAUUUGAGGAAAACUUUUGAGAUUGCAAGGAAUGCUUCACAGCAUGGUCCAUGUGUUUUAUUCAUUGAUGAACUUGAUGCUCUGUGUCCAAAGAGAGGAAGCAGUGGAAAUGAUGAAGAAAAUAGAAUUGUUGCCCAGCUUCUUACUCUUCUUGAUGGUUUGGAAUCUCGAGGUCAACUCGUCAUCAUUGGAGCAACAAACAGACCAAAUGCUAUUGACCCUGCACUGCGAAGACCAGGCAGACUGGAUAGAGAGGUUGUGAUUGGAGUGCCAAAUGCUAUGCAGAGAUUGUCUAUCCUAAAAGCGCACAUGCAAUCCCUGAAAUUGUCAGAUGACGUUGAUCUAGCACAUGUCGCUGAACUGACAUUAGGUUAUGUUGGUGCUGAUAUAGCCUCUUUAUGCAGGGAAGCAGCAUUUGUGGCCUUGAAAAGAAUGAUAAAUCACAGCAACAAUGGGAACCGCGACAGUUUAAGUGUGCAAGAAACUUUGAAAGAUAAUGAAGAUAACGUUGGUGAAAUAACCAUGGCAGAUUUCCAGCUAGCACUGUGCCACAUUGUGCCAUCUAUGUACCGAGGUUUGGAAGGAAUGGUUGAAUGGAAUCCUGUGAGCUGGGAAGAUAUCGCGGGACUACAAGAUGUGAAACAAGCUCUGAAGCAGGCAAUUGAAUGGCCUCUCAAACAUCCAGAAUCGUUUGCGCGUCUUGGCCUUAAACGCCCCAGGGGCGUUCUCCUGUAUGGCCCUCCGGGAUGCUGUAAAACGACCCUAGUGCGUGCGGCAGCCACCUCCUGUAAGUGCACCUUUUUGGCCCUCAGUUGUGCACAGUUGUACUCGCCAUAUGUUGGAGACGCGGAGCGCAGAAUAAGAGAGGUGUUUACCAAGGCUCGCGCAACAGCUCCGUCCAUUUUGUUCCUUGAUGAACUGGAGGCCCUGGUCGGCAAACGGUCUGGGACGAGCGGUACUGGGGUGGAGGCGAGGUUACUGUCAACUCUGCUAAACGAAAUGGAUGGUGUUGGAACAUUGGCGAAUAUCUACCAGUCAGCGGAAAGAAACACCAAACCUUCAGAACAAGGAAAUAAUGGAGAACAGUUGAUGAGAACUGAUUGCGGGGCGACACACUUGGAAAAUGAAGAGUUUUCGGUUAAUACGCAGAGGUUAAAAGUCAUUAGCUCCUUAACUGUGAAAGCUGUUCUCAUUGUCGCAGCCACCAAUCGGCUUGAUGCUAUUGACGAGGCCCUUCUGAGACCGGGCCGUAUCGAUCGCAUCAUUUAUGUACCUCCUCCAGACGUUGAGGCUCGGUUGCAAAUCCUGAGAGUACACACUCGUGCCAGUCCCUUGGCAGAUGAUGUAGAUUUGGAGGAGACUGCUUUGAACACGGAGUUGUUCUCAGGCGCUGACCUUGAAAACUUGUGUAGAGAGGCCGCACUGUGUGCUCUUGAAGAUGGAGGCAUGUCGGUUGGUAGAGUGGAACAUAAACAUUUCAUGGCCGCCCUGUCGACAGUAAACCCUUCUCUAACAACGGCACAACUAGAAAAAUUUAAACUCAUGCAAAGGUGAAAUCUCGGUUUCCUUACGUACAAACUAAGCUAUGCUAAACUUCUGUUGACCAGAGUUAAAUAAACGAGUAACGAGUUUUGAAUUCCGUUUUAAUGUCGUCUAAAAGUAAUUUUUUUUUAACAUAAAUAUUGAAUUUCCAUUGUCGUCAUUUUGAUGUAGAACAAAUAUGAUAUGAAAAAAAAACUGAAUCAGACUUGAAAAAAUUGUCGUGAAAUCAACCUUCUGAAGUAUUCAGUCUGCCAGCUUAAGGUAUACGUCAAAAUAUUUUAGAAAUAAAAUUUUAGGGUUGUGAAU
This is a messenger RNA of Orbicella faveolata, 2962 nucleotides long. RefSeq names its product ATPase family gene 2 protein homolog B-like. Lineage: Eukaryota; Metazoa; Cnidaria; Anthozoa; Scleractinia; Merulinidae. Gene Ontology annotation, biological process: autophagosome maturation; mitotic spindle disassembly; retrograde protein transport, ER to cytosol. The record is from RefSeq and is a predicted model, not a curated record. Gene Ontology annotation, cellular component: nucleus; VCP-NPL4-UFD1 AAA ATPase complex; cytosol. Gene Ontology annotation, molecular function: ATP hydrolysis activity; ATP binding; polyubiquitin modification-dependent protein binding.